Messenger RNA from Acomys russatus (golden spiny mouse), 479 nucleotides. It is a transcript of the gene Gphb5, whose product is annotated as glycoprotein hormone subunit beta 5. Gene Ontology annotation, cellular component: cytoplasm; extracellular region. The transcript has 2 exons. Gene Ontology annotation, molecular function: hormone activity. The record is from RefSeq and is a predicted model, not a curated record. Lineage: Eukaryota; Metazoa; Chordata; Mammalia; Rodentia; Muridae. The coding region runs from base 1 to 393 and encodes 130 amino acids. Gene Ontology annotation, biological process: regulation of thyroid hormone receptor signaling pathway; G protein-coupled receptor signaling pathway.
AUGAAGCUAGCAUACCUUGUUCUGGGUGCUGCGGCCCUCCUGCUUCUGCGUGGCUGUGACUCUGUUCUCAGCACCUCCCGUGGGAACCUGCACACUUUUGUGGGCUGUGCUGCGAGGGAGUUCACUUUCCUGGCCAAGAAGCCAGGCUGCAGGGCACUUCGGAUCACCACUGAUGCCUGCUGGGGUCGCUGCGAGACCUGGGAGAAACCCAUCCUGGAGCCUCCCUACAUUGAAGCCUAUCAUCGCGUCUGCACCUACAAUGAGACCAAACAGGUGACAGUCAAGCUGCCUAACUGUGCCCCAGGAGUCGACCCCUCCUACACCUACCCGAUGGCUGUCCGAUGUGACUGCGGGGCAUGCUCCACUGCCACCACCGAGUGUGAGACCAUCUGAAGCCCUCAGAGCCUGCAGAACACAGCUGGUGGCCUGGGCUUCAAGGAGGCACUUGCCCUAUGACUAUAUCUGCUCUGCCCUCUCUA